GGACAAACGGAAGCAACAAGUCGAAGAAAUUCACUCUUACAGCGACCAAAGUUGCGGUAGUCCAACAACCGAAGUCGCGAUCUAUACUUUUGUGAUAAAAGUAACUGAUAAAUAGUUAGCAUCUUUAGUUUUUAGCGAUGGACAAGCUCCGUCGAGUGUUGAGCGGCCAGGAGGAAAAUGAGGAGCUGGGACUCACAGCACAGGUCCUGGAUGCCAGUACACUCAGCUACAGCACCAGGAUCAAAUGGUUUGUCAUAUGCUUCGCUGGAGGCAUUCUCUGUUCAAUCCUGGGCUCAGCUCUCCUGUUCCUUCCAGGUGGAAUCAAGCUCUUUGCAGUCUUUUACACAUUAGGGAACGUCAUGGCUCUUUCCAGCACAUGUUUCCUAAUGGGACCUCUGAAACAAUUGAAGCGCAUGUUUGAACCUACAAGGCUGAUAGCAACUAUUGUUAUGUUGCUUUGUCUGGUCUUAACGCUUUGUUCAGUGUUCUGGUGGGGUAAAAAAGGACUCGCCAUCAUCUUCUGUAUUCUGCAGUUUUUGGCAAUGACAUGGUAUAGCAUCUCUUACAUACCAUUUGCCAGGGAUGCAGUGAUUAAGUGCUUCACUACGUGCUUAAAUUAAGGAUGCUUGCGUCCAAGAUGACUGGUCACAAUAUGCAAAUUGGAUUUUUAUAUACAACUACUUUAUUUUUUGUAUUGUACUGUGAAAAAUAGCUUUUUUAAGCUUAGCUAAAAUCUGCAGUUUUUAGACGGCGCUGUUUCAUCACAUGCAUUCUGUAAAAGAAGUGCCUUUAAAUAUAUUUAAAGAUCUACUGUAUUCCGACUAUAUUCCGAGCAUAAUCAGGGAAAUGCAUAUCUUCACUUACAUUUAUCUUUAACAGAAAUACACGUUUUCCUUUUUCACAUGACCUAAAAUGUGUUUUUGUUUUAAAUUAUCUUUAUAUCUUUCCAUUUUUGUCCAGAUAGUUGUUUUUUUAUGUAUAUAUAAAGAAACAUAGCUAAUGCUUGAGUCUACACGUUAAUGUCAGAUAUGUUUUUGCCUGUCUGGACUGUGCGUUCUUUCAUCUUCACUGCUUUAGCUUUUUGAAAUUGCAUUAAAAUCAGGUUGUCCUUUUUAAAUUGGAUUUC
Periophthalmus magnuspinnatus is the source of this 1126-nucleotide messenger RNA. It is a transcript of the gene sft2d1, whose product is annotated as SFT2 domain containing 1. The record is from RefSeq and is a predicted model, not a curated record. The transcript is spliced from 8 exons. Bases 138 to 620 code for a protein of 160 amino acids. Gene Ontology annotation, biological process: vesicle-mediated transport. Gene Ontology annotation, cellular component: membrane. Lineage: Eukaryota; Metazoa; Chordata; Actinopteri; Gobiiformes; Gobiidae.